Anguilla anguilla (European eel) is the source of this 1843-nucleotide messenger RNA. RefSeq names its product diablo homolog, mitochondrial-like. The coding region runs from base 51 to 764 and encodes 237 amino acids. The transcript has 6 exons. The record is from RefSeq and is a predicted model, not a curated record. Gene Ontology annotation, cellular component: mitochondrion. Gene Ontology annotation, biological process: neuron apoptotic process; intrinsic apoptotic signaling pathway in response to oxidative stress. Lineage: Eukaryota; Metazoa; Chordata; Actinopteri; Anguilliformes; Anguillidae.
UUUGGGGGAUUUUAGGCAGACGGACCGAUUUCCUGUUAUUCCGUUCCAAUAUGGCUGCGUUCAGAAGGGGUGUGUUUUCUUUCGGUUUGUUUAGGUACACGACGCACUUUCUGUCAAGCGGCAACGGCUCCGCUCGGCAGUGCCUCGCGGGGCUUCCUGCGGCGGUUAGGAAGAACUGGAUUUCUCUGUGCACGGGUGGAGUUCUGUGCGCUGUUCCGUUCACACAGAAACAGCCGGAGGGUCUGUCCCACGAGGCCCUGGUGCGUCGGGCGUCCUCAUUGGUCACGGACAGCGCGAACACGUUCCUCUCCCAGACCACCCUCGCGCUCGUAGACGCCCUCACGCAGUACGUCAAGGCCGCACACGCGCUCGUGACGCUACAGAAGCGCUACGCGGCGUCCGCCACCAGGCUGAGCCCCGCGGAGGAGGAGGCCGUGUGGCAGGUCAUCAUUCGCCAGCGCGCCGAGGUAGCUGAGCGGCGUGAGGAAUGCAAGCGUUUCGAGUCCACUUGGAUGAACGCCAUCAACCUGUGUGAACUGGCGGCUGAGGCGGCGUACAAUGCAGGCGCUGACCAGGCCUCGGUCACCGCCAGGACCAACCUGCAGGUGGCGCAGUCGCACGUGGAGGAGGCUCGACAGCGCUCCCUGGAGGCCGAUCGGAUGCUGACGGAGAGCCAGGCGGAGAAGGCCGAGCGGACCCCCCACGUGGCCUCCACACCUGCCGUGGAGGAGGAGGUUCCGGAAGCUUACCUGCGUGAGGACUGACCUGCUGUGGAAGCACCCUUCCUCCUCCUCCUCCUCCUCCUCAGUGGAGGUCUCUCACACUGAUAGCCCCCCAGGAAACGCCCUCUCCUCUCCUCUCCAAAAACCCAUCCCCUUUACGUUUAACGCUACCUGUGUACGCCCAGCCCACACACUCCCCUCUGUCCCAGCCCAGCAUACCACUUCUACCCCUCUCCCCCUACCUGGGGAUCUACCCGGUUUUUCUUCUCACCUUAAAAUCAAACCUAAGAACCUGGAUGCCUUCACCGUGUAAUCAACUGCCUAAACCCUUUGAAGAGUUGGGGUUUUUUUUUCCCCCUCAAAAUUCUAAGUCAGUGUUCUAGAACUCCAUUGCUUUUGUUUCUCCAGCAGUGAUUGUGACAUCAGCACUGGAACGUUCAGUGAAGAACGUUCUUAUCACGUAUUUGUGAUGGUGCACUCUUAAAGGGUUAAUUGAUCGGUUCGGUGCUAAGUAACAACAAAAACCAGGAAAAUCUGCAGGUCUCCAGGGGUUAGUGGUAAUAUCUCUGACCUGUACCCUCAUGCACCUCCACCCUCUACACACUCAUCCCUCUUUCAUCCCUAACUGCCCUUGGUUGCCUUUGGCAACACCGCAGCAACAUCAGCUGAAAACACUCCCUCUUUUUUUUUACUCACUUUAUGGGCCAAUCGCAAGUUGGGGUGAUUCCAGAAACUUAGACUUGGCAACCUACUUCUCACGCUCACCUGCCCUGCUGGGCAUUUCUGUGAGUUUACAUAACAGGGUUUUUGUCUAAUUUAUGUCCAACUGCAUCUGGAUGCAAAUUUAGGAAAAUUAUGAGCGACGCAUGUCUUAUCAUGUUAUUUAUCGUGUUGGGGGGGGGGGGGGUGUUUAUGCCAAAGGGUAAAAGGAGAAAUGUUAAGACAUAUGACGGCCUAAGGUAGUGAAGACUAUCAUGCACAGGUACUUUGUGUGUAUGUGUGCGUGCGUGCGUGCGUGUGUGAGAGAGAACCUGAGUUUGUAUGUAAAUGCUCAAUGUUGGAACAGAUGUUUAUAUUUGUACAGUCAAAUGCACAACCAAUAAAGACUGGCCUUUUACGUU